Messenger RNA from Saccostrea cuccullata (small rock oyster), 1111 nucleotides. RefSeq names its product probable rRNA-processing protein EBP2. The record is from RefSeq and is a predicted model, not a curated record. Lineage: Eukaryota; Metazoa; Mollusca; Bivalvia; Ostreida; Ostreidae. Gene Ontology annotation, cellular component: nuclear periphery; preribosome, large subunit precursor; nucleolus. The transcript is spliced from 8 exons. Gene Ontology annotation, biological process: rRNA processing; ribosomal large subunit biogenesis. Bases 92 to 970 code for a protein of 292 amino acids.
UUGGACGUUUGUGUUUACACCAACACGUGAAUUUAGUAUUUUAAGAAAAUUAGUUAGGUCUACAAAAACGUCUAGAACUGGUAUCAAAGCUAUGGAUUCAGAAGAAUCAUUUUCUGGAAUGGAAAGUCCUGAUUCAGAUGAAGAGUUGCAAGAGGCAUUUGCGGCUGGAAAGCUGAAACCAGGAUUAAAUCUUGAACUGCCUGCAGAAUCAAAGAUUGUGAAUAAUGUAGCAGGAUUGAAGCAAAAGUUGUCAGCAAUAAAGAAAAAUCUCCCAUGGGUGGAACGUUUAGAUGUGACCAGCAAACCAGCCACAGGCCACAAAGACCUCAUCAGUCAGAGUGAAACAGACGUCCACGACGACUUCAAACGCGAACUGCGAUUCUACUGUCAAGCACAAGCCACAGUUUUAGAGGCAAUACCCAGACUUCACAGUAUGAAUUUGCCCACUAAAAGACCAGAGGACUACUUUGCACAAAUGGCAAAGUCUGAUGAUCACAUGAAAAGAGUGAGAGAAAAGUUGUUGGAAAAGCAGACUGCCAUGGAAAGAUCAGAAAAAGCCAAGAAACUCAGAGAACUUAGAAAAUAUGGUAAAAAGGUCCAAGUGGAAGUUCUUCAGAAACGACAGAAGGAGAAGAAAGAAAUGCUCGAUGCUGUUAAGAAAUAUCGUAAGGGACAGAAAGACAAAUUAGACUUCUUAGAAAAUCUGCCAGGGGAGUCAAGAAACAAGCAAAACAAGAAAAACACAGAUAAACUUAGGCAAAAUAAGAAAAGAGAAUUUAAAAACAAGAAAUUUGGGUUUGGAGGACAGAAAAAGAGAUCUAAAAUGAACACCAAGAACAGUGCAUCUGAUAUGUCUGGAUUCAAACCAAAAAUAAACCAGAAGAAACCAGGCAAACCAAAACCAGGCAAUAAAAACAAGAGACCUGGCAAAUCACGAAGACUUUCAGCCAAAAGUAAAAAGAGGAAAUGAAAUUUAAUAAUUUAGUGAUCUGUUGUUGUUUUUAUUACAAAAACGGUGCUGGUGAACUUCAUGAAAGUGUUCUGACUGAAUUGCUUUGUGAGCUAUUGUGGAAGAGCCAUAACUAUAAAAUCUUAGGGGAGGGAGGGGAGG